UUCGAAUAAACACAUUCGUUUUAAAACAGCAGUCGAACUAGGCAUAGAAGAAAACACUUGGAAGAAAAGCUCAAUUUUCUUCGACAAGUCGAAGCUUGACUACCAGAAACCAGCCUACGAGCGCACGAAUUUGAUUUUCUAAUGACUACAGUAGUACAGUACCUAUCGAACAUAUUAUUCGACACUUGUGUAAAUAAUGCAAUAUUUUUGUUUUCGAAUCCGAUCGCGUAGAGUUAUUUGAACGAUGGUGAAGGCGUCAUGUUAAUAAUAAUGUUCAUCUUUAUAACAAAUGUUGUUCCGUUUAAUGGCAUUAGCGUUAGAUAAUUUUUUUCUAUAGUAUAAUGGAUCAUAUUUUAUCAAAUGUUAUUAAAAAAGCUGCAGUUUUAUUCCAUCAAAAACCCCAGCAGAGGAGUUUCGAUUCGUAUGGAGAUGAGGAUAUCGUAUUCAGUAAAAAUAAUGUUUGUGUUCAUUCAAUCGCUUCGAAUCGGACCACAGUCCAUCAUCCAGGCUAUUUAACGUUAUCGUACAAAUGUAAUAAAUCAUCGAAGAAAAAUGAAGUUGAUAAUUUCACGCUGCAGUUAACUUGGAUACCUAAUUAUAUUUUCAAAAAUAAUAAAAAUUCAAAAAAAAGUACCAGUUCCACUUUGAAACGAUCCAACAACUUUGAUGAUAACGAGCAUGGUUCAAAUAAGGACAACUGCACACCUAUUCGUGAUGAAAAUGAAAUAGAAUUUGAAAACCAUUCAGAUAAUAAUCUGUUUGUUUCUAAUUCGACGAACAACAACAUGGAACAUUUCGAUAAAAAGAGGAAGUUGAUAAAUAGAUUUAGAAUGUCUUUCUCAGAAGAACAGAGUGAUAAUGAAGAAUACGAUGAUUUCAACGAGAACGAUUAUUGCUACAGCAAUGAAAAAGAUGACAUUAAAAGUUACUCCAAAUUUUCCAUAGAUUUGGGACAGAUGAAAUGCGUAAGGAUAUUUUUCGCGGAAAAUAGCGAAAAAAGUGGCCAAUUGGUGAUCACGUCGAAAGAAAAUCAAUACAAAAUCUUACAUUUUCAUCACGGUGGCUUGGAAAAAUUGCAAGAUAUCUUACAGCAGUGGAAUUCCUUCGUAUCUGAUUCUAUUUCUAUGAAGGAUGAAAAAAUGGUUUAUAAGCAUUUCACUAUUUCUGGACCACCGAAUAAGAAUGUAAAAUCUGCAGCUAAAAAUCAGUUCCCAAAAAUGUCAGUUAAAAUGUGGAAUGGGUUGAUGAAUGAAUCAGGACAAAUAGAAGAUGAAACGUUAUUUCGGAAAGCUGUUUUUUUUGGUGGUUUGCAUAAAAACCUUCGUAAAAUAGUUUGGCCUUUCCUAUUGAAUUGUUAUUCACUCGAAUCGACGAUUCAAGAAAGAAAUGAUAUGAAAAUAAUACGAGAAGAAAAGUAUAAAAUUGUAAAUGAAAUCAAAAACGACAUAUUGAACGCAGCUGACGACAGUUUUUUCAAACAGCUGGAAUACCUUAUUUACAAAGAUGUUAUACGAACAGACAGAUCUCAUUCUUUUUACACCGGUGACGAAAACCCCAACUUGAAAACCAUGCAGAACAUUUUAUUAAAUUAUGCAGUACUUUACAACGAUUACGGAUAUUCCCAAGGCAUGUCCGAUUUACUAGCACCAAUUUUAUCAGAACUUCAAAACGAAGCGGAAGCAUUCUGGUGUUUCGUAUGCUUAAUGAAGCGAUGCCUAUUCGUAUGUACACCUACAGAUACCGAUAUGGAAAAGAACCUGGAAUAUCUGCGCGAAUUAAUUCGUAUAAUGCAUACGUCGUUUUAUGAAUAUUUAAACACUCAGCAAAACGGCAUGGAUUUACUUUUUUGCCAUCGUUGGCUUUUGCUGUGUUUCAAAAGAGAAUUCCCGUUCGAUAUGGCGCUUCAAAUAUGGGAAACAUGUUGGUCCAAUUACCUCACUAAUUACUUCCAUUUAUUCAUAUCGCUCGCAAUUAUCGUCACAUAUUCCGAAGAUGUCAUGAAACAGAAAUUAAAUUCGGACGACAUGUUGUUUUAUUUUAGUUCAUUGGCUAUGCGUAUGGAUGGUCAAGCUAUACUUGCUAAAGCCAGAGAAUUGCUCGACUCUUUCAGAUCACUUUCAGAAAUACCAUCGACAUUGAGCUGCUUGUGCCAGACUAGUAAUUCCGAUAUUUGGGACAAUUCUACGAUUCUUGUAUUAAAAAAACACGCGUGAAUAAAUUUAAGUUUUUAAAUA
Messenger RNA from Planococcus citri (citrus mealybug), 2234 nucleotides. It is a transcript of the gene TBC1D16, whose product is annotated as TBC1 domain family member 16. Gene Ontology annotation, biological process: activation of GTPase activity. The record is from RefSeq and is a predicted model, not a curated record. Gene Ontology annotation, molecular function: GTPase activator activity. Gene Ontology annotation, cellular component: early endosome. Lineage: Eukaryota; Metazoa; Arthropoda; Insecta; Hemiptera; Pseudococcidae. The coding region runs from base 342 to 2213 and encodes 623 amino acids. The transcript is spliced from 12 exons.